CUCACUCAAACAACACCGCCAUGGAUGACGAAAACACAGAGCGGGAGUUUCACCACCCGUACCAGCCUUAUGACAUUCAGAAGCAGUUUAUGAACGCUGUCUACGACUGUCUGGAAGGCGGCAAAGUCGGCAUUCUCGAGUCGCCGACAGGGACCGGGAAAUCGCUGAGCCUGAUCUGUGGCUCGCUCACAUGGCUACGCGAUCACAAGAGACGGACGUUUGAGGAAGGGUUUGAUUUGGGCUCGGCGGAUACUGACGAGCCUGCCUGGCUAAUCGAGCACACACGAAAGCAGAAGAGGCGCGAAGCGCUCAGUCGAAGAGAAGAUCUUAACACUCGCAUCGCAAAGAUUAAAGCGAAGGAAAAGCGCGUGAAGGAACGCUACCAAAACGGCGAGUCUCAUACGAAGCGACAGAAGAUUGCCUCCAGCGCAGAUGCAGAUGAUGCAGACGAGACGCGUUUUAUUCUCGAUGACUACGAAAGCGACGAGGAUGCCGCUCAGAAACGGAAGGCGACAGCCUUCGACGACUCUGGGCUUUCUGCUGAAACUCAGGCUUUGAUGGAAAAGCUAGGAAUGACUUUGAAGAAGAAGGAGCAGACCGAGGAAGUCCUCGAUGAGACCAAGAUCUUCUUCUGCUCCAGAACCCACUCCCAGCUCGCCCAAUUUUCGGGCGAAUUGAAUCGCGUGAAGAUGCCACCAGCCAUCACGCCGGAAGCGUCCCUAGAGGGUGGCGAUGAAGACUCCCUCGUUGAGGAUGUGAAGCAUCUGACUUUAGGUUCAAGAAAGAACCUGUGUAUCAACCCGAAAGUCAGUAAACUCGGCAGUGCCACAGCUAUCAACGAGCGAUGCCUUGAGUUUCAGCAACCCGGGACCUCCGCAGAGCAUAAGUGUCCCUUCAUGCCGACAAAAGAGAACGAGGCCCUAGUCAAUGAGUUUCGCGACCACGCGCUUGCGAAGAUUCGGGACAUCGAGGACCUAGGGUCGCUGGGCAAAAAGCUUGGUAUAUGUCCAUACUAUGCUUCACGCCCAGCUACCAAAUAUUGUGAGAUUGUCACUUUGCCAUACCCUUUGCUCCUUCAGAAGUCUGCUCGUGAGGCGCUUGAUCUCUCGCUCAAAGAUCACAUCGUCAUCGUGGAUGAAGCGCACAACUUAAUGGACGCAAUAGCUGGGAUUUACUCAGUCUCCGUAACUCUCGAUCAAGUGCAGCAAGCUCGGGCGCAACUUACUGUUUACCUACAAAGGUUUCGCAACAAGUUGAAAGGAAAGAAUCGCGUCUACGUCGCACAAACUGUCCGUCUGCUUGAUUCCCUUAUCGCGUAUCUUCAAUCAAAGAAUGCCGAUCCCAAGUCCGCUGAUGGCUUGGUCGACGUUGGAGCGCUUAUGUCCGGAAAAGGCGUUGAUCAGAUCAAUAUCUACAAGCUACAUGCAUAUCUCCAAGAGAGCCGACUGGCUCGCAAAGUUGACGGCUAUACGACUUACGCCGAACAGCUGCAACAAGACGGCUCUAAAGUCAAUCGGGAAAGGGCCACUGAACGAGGACCGCGGCAAACUGUCCCCGUACUCACGCAUGUCCAAGCAUUCCUGCUUUCUCUGAUGAACCCAUCGGCGGAAGGGCGAUUUUUCUAUGCGAGGGAAGAGGCGGCCAAUAUGACAAUGCGAUAUCUCCUACUUGAUCCGACGUUUCACUUCAAAGACAUUGUCGAGGACGCAAGGGCAGUAGUGCUCGCAGGUGGCACAAUGUCCCCGAUGAGUGAUUAUGAGCAGCAUUUAUUGUCCUAUCUACCACCCUCGAAGAUUAUGACCUUGUCUUGCGGACAUGUGAUACCGCCGUCAAACCUGCUUGCUGUUCCGGUUGUACAGACUUUAAGCGGCGAGGAAUUUAACUUUACGUUCGAAAAGCGCAACUCGGAGAAUAUGGUGAUCGACCUCGGCCAUGCUCUUUUCAGGGUUGCACAACAUGUACCUGAUGGUGUCGUCGUUUUCUUCCCUAGCUACUCUUAUCUCGACACCUGCGUUGCCGCUUGGAAGCGCCUCCGUCUCUCUGCGUCGCCCGCUUCGUCGACAUUCUGGGAUUCUCUUCACAGCAUCAAACCCGUGUUUCUGGAGCAACGCAGCCAGCCGCAGGCUUCGGAGAAUAAUUUGACGAAAGAGGCAGCCGUAGAUUCGGUGCUAACCGCCUAUAGCACCGCUAUCGCUCCGAGUAAUGGCCGCGGCGCCCUUAUGUUCGCCGUCAUAGGCGGCACGCUUUCCGAAGGGAUCAACUUCAGCGACUCCCUAGGGCGCGGGGUUGUCGUGGUGGGCCUACCGUUUCCUAAUCCGCAUUCAGCAGAGUGGAAAGCGAAGAUGCAAUAUAUCUCGGCCAAAGCCGCCACUAACGGUCAGGAUGGCAAAGCAGCAGCACGCGACUUUUGUGAGAACGCAUGUAUGCGUGCAGUCAAUCAAUGUGUCGGACGCGCCAUACGACAUCAAGGAGACUACGCCGCUAUUCUCAUGCUAGAUAGGCGUUAUGGCACACCACGGAUUCAGGCUAAGCUACCUGGAUGGAUUCGGGAGAGUUUGGCGAAGGGUGCAGGGAGGGAGGAAAGAGGCGCGUACACGUCCGUUGCGCAGACCGAGGAUGCCAGCGCGGAAUUAACGGCGCAUGGGAAGGAAGUUGAAAAUGGGUCCUCAGCCGACAUGCCAGACAAUCACGAAGACCGCAAAUCCCUGGAUGGACCAGAAAGUCCGACAUCAGACGGGCAAACCCCCACCCCACACGACCUCUCCACGCUCCCCCGCGUCUCGGACACCCUCCCCUGGGGCGCCUUCCUCGUCGCCAUCGUCGAGCUCUGCGAGCGCUUCGCCUAUUACGGGCUCUCGGGCCCCUUCCAAAACUACAUGUCCAACUCGUACCACGACCCGAACGGCCUUCCUGGCGCGCUCGGCCUCGCGCAGUCGGGCGCUACCGCUCUGUCUAACUUCUUCCAGUUCUGGUGCUAUGUGACGCCCAUUCUGGGCGCCGUUGUCGCAGACGGGUAUCUGGGCAAGUACACGACGAUCAAGUAUUUCAGCGUUGUGUAUAUGAUGGGCAUUUUUAUUCUGUUUGUGACGAGCUUGCCGUGGAGCAUUGAGCGCGGGGGCGCGUUUCCAGGCUUGAUUGCGGCGAUGGUUAUUAUCGGGUUGGGGACGGGCGGGAUCAAGUCGAACGUGAGUCCGUUGAUUGCGGAGCAGGUACGGUCGACGAGGCCGUUUGUGAAGGUUUUGUCGAAUGGCAAAAGGGUGGUUGUGGAUCCGGAGGUUACGGUGCAGAGGGUCUACAUGAUCUUCUACAUGUGCAUCAACAUCGGCUCCAUCUCCGCGAUCGCUACUACGACACUGGAACUGCACGUUGGGUUCUGGAGCGCGUAUCUGCUACCGCUGAUCAUGUUUUGCGUCGGAUUCUUCGUCCUGGUCUCCGGGAAGAAGAGAUACGUGAUCAAGCCGCCCCAGGGAGGCGUCAUCGGAAACUGCUUCAAAGCGCUCUGGAUCGCCGCGCGGAACCGCUUCGAUCUCGACAAAGCGAAACCCUCAUUCCAACAACUAGGAAGGAGAAGGUACAAAAUCUCCUGGGACGACAAAUUCAUCGACGAGCUGCGCACCGCCCUCGUAGCCUGCAAAGUCUUCCUCUUCUUCCCCAUCUACUGGGUCACUUACUCGCAAAUGAUGAAUAACUUCGUCUCUCAAGCUGGCCAAAUGCAACUGCACGGCCUCCCCAACGACAUCCUCCCCAACAUCGACCCCAUAACCAUCAUCCUGCUCAUCCCACUGCUCGACCGCCUCAUCUACCCCUUCAUCCGCACGCGCCUGCGCCUCGCCUUCACGCCCACAACCCGCAUAACAUGGGGCUUCCUCAUCGCCGCCCUCGCCAUGGCCUACGCCGCCAUCCUGCAAUCCCGCAUCUACGCCGCGCCACCCUGCUUUUCGCACCCGUCCGCCUGCCCCGCCGGCCUAAUCAGCGCGAAUAAGUACAAGCCGAACGAGAUACACGUCGCGUGGCAAGCGCCGGCGUAUAUUCUCAUCGCGCUGAGCGAGAUCCUGGCGAGCAUUACGGGGCUGGAGUUGGCGUAUGCGAAGGCGCCCCAGGAUAUGAAGAGCUUUAUUAUGAGUUUGUUUUUGCUGACGAGCGCCGGGGGGAGUGCGUUGGGCAUUUUGAUUGCGCCGAGCGCGAGGGAUCCGCAUUUGGUGUGGUUGUAUGCCGGGCUGGCGUGUGCGGCUGCGGUGGCGGGUGGGGUAUUUCAUUGGUGCUCGCAAAAGGAAAAGGUAUCCUGCCACCCAUUAGCAGCACACUCUCACGCGAAAGACAGAAUGUUACAACUCACCUCCUCCAUCCUCCUCUCAAUCCCAUCAUUCACCCUACCCCUCUCCCCCAUCAACCUCUCCCUAACCUGCACCGCCUCAUCCCAACUCAUCGGAAACUCCUGCACCGCAGCCAUAAUCAUCUCAAACAGCUCUUCGGGGAGGCCCGCAAAGCACUCAAUCCGCCUGACCUCCUCGGCCCACCAGUCCUUCCGCUGCAGCGGCACAUGGGCAGUAGAUAAGAUGGGUAUAUGCGGAUCGAUUAGGAACAUGGCGAGGAUCUUGCGGUGCCCCGGUUUGCUGCGGUCGCGGAGAGAGAACGGCUGCACUUGGUGCUGGAGGAUGUUGGGGAAAGCGAGCAGGCGGUCGGGACGCGUGAGGAUGUGGCCGAGGGAGAGGAUGGAGGAGCCUUCUUGCUGGAUGCCGUAG
Messenger RNA from Trematosphaeria pertusa, 4742 nucleotides. RefSeq names its product DNA repair helicase. The transcript is spliced from 8 exons. Lineage: Eukaryota; Fungi; Ascomycota; Dothideomycetes; Pleosporales; Trematosphaeriaceae. Gene Ontology annotation, biological process: oligopeptide transport; nucleobase-containing compound metabolic process; establishment of sister chromatid cohesion. Gene Ontology annotation, molecular function: ATP binding; hydrolase activity, acting on acid anhydrides, in phosphorus-containing anhydrides; transmembrane transporter activity. Gene Ontology annotation, cellular component: membrane; nucleus. The coding region runs from base 21 to 4742 and encodes 1573 amino acids. The record is from RefSeq and is a predicted model, not a curated record.